AUGGGCUUGACUGGUUUUUUGCCAGCAAUGCCCAAAACGUAUAGAUCAUUAAAUUUAUCGCCGUUAUCGAUAACAUUCGAUCUACCGAAUUCGAACGUUUAUCCCCUGUCCGAAGUGCAACGCACAAUUGGAAUGGCGGAUUUAUUCAUAACGUUCCACGAGACCUACAACGGCAAUAUCAACUGUAUCAUCAAAGGUACACAGCAACAAGAGAUCGCAAUCAUUAAAGCCGUUAUGAUACUCGCUGAUAUCUUUCAGUUGCAGAGUGAUACAAGUGUAAUUUGUCAGACAGUGCUAAAUUUGCGUUCAUCGUUACGUUCGAAUAUAAUCGGAGAAGAUAAACGAGAAAGAUUGGAGCUGCUGGCACAGCAAACCGUUACGAAUAUACAGUGCACCGCGAAUGGAGCCGACGGAGUUUCAGUGAUUAUUUCGGGUCCAAUCAGCGGUGUUGUUAUCGCUAGAAAAUAUAUCAUUGGUCUAAUGCCGGUGGCACUUCAUUUCGAUAGAGUUGUUGAAUCGGACUACGAUUUAGUCGAUAAAUCGCUGAUUGAACGUGAAUUCGGA
Anisakis simplex (herring worm) is the source of this 564-nucleotide messenger RNA. Lineage: Eukaryota; Metazoa; Nematoda; Chromadorea; Rhabditida; Anisakidae. The record is from the annotation of a GenBank genome assembly.